AUGAAGUUUGGUGAUGAGCUCUUCAACAACGCUAUCCCGGAAUGGCGACCCGCGUACGUCAACUACAAACGACUCAAGAAGCUGCUCAAGGCAAUCCGCACCAAGUUCCCGCGUGUCAUCCCAGACCUCCAUCCCAUGGUGACCACAAACGUCUCACCAGACUUCAAGACGGAGGAAGAGGUGGAGGAGGAGCGGCUGGAGGCCAUCAGCAACAGCAAUGAGGAGAAGGCAUUCCUGCAAGCUGUCGACGCUGAGCUCGACAAAGUCAACAAGUUCUUCCUCGAGCAGGAUGACAAGGCCCGCAAGACGUGUGACGACCUGGAGGCACAACUGGCCGCCCUGUAUGUCGCACACCAGACGGGUGGCGAGCACGCAGUGGCAGCCAUCCGCAGCAAAAACGCAAGACGACGUGCCCGUGCUGCUGUGUUACAGGAAGAGCACGGGUCCUGGCGAGAGGCACUCACGCGAUGGUUUCGACACCCGUCACGCAUCCUGAACAGCCAAACGAAGCAGUUGGAGAAGGCGUUCCAGGAGUACUACCGCAACCUGGACAUGCUGCGUGCAUACCGUAACCUCAACAACACAGCCUUUUACAAGAUCAUGAAGAAGCACGACAAGGUCACGGGUCUCACCAUGUCGCCAACAGUGCUGGCCAAGGUGAGCGCUGCGCCGUUCAUGACAUCGGACCUGGAGAAGGAGAUCAGGCGCAUCGAGCAGGUGUUCACGGAGCGGCUGGAGCACGGCGACCGGCGGCGUGCAAUGCAGAAGCUGCGCGUGCCCGUGGACGCGUUUCAGCCCUUUGACUGGACGACGUUUGGGCUGGGGCUGUGGGCCAUGUUCUUCUUCUUCUGCAUGGGCAUCAUCCUUGUGGUUGCGCUGCGCAGCCGCGUGGCAGACUACCCGGACCACCGCGUCAUGUUUGCCAUGUACCGCGGCCUGCUGUACCCGCUGAUCAUGCUGGCCUUUGUUGCCAUCAACAUGUACACGUGGCGCAAGUUCCACGUGAACUACGUGCUCAUCUUCGGGCUCGACCACCGGCGCCACACCAACUACAUCAAGAUGCUUGGCACGGCGGGCCUGCUGAUGGCUGUGUGGAGCGUGAGCGUGUUCGCGUACCUGUUUCAAGACGAGCUUGGCACUGCAGUGAGUCCGUGGAGUGCGGUCGCCCUACUGUGCGUGCUGGUUGCGUACUGGGCAAAGCCGUGGGGCAGCAUGCGACGUGCACGAUAUUGGCUCGCACGCGUCGUCGGGCGCAUGGCAAUAGCACCACUGCUGGCGGUUCGCUUUGAGGACUUCUGGCUGGCAGAUCAGUUCAACUCCCUCGUUGUUGUUCUGCUGGACCUGGAGUUUAUCAUCUGCGUUGUGACCACGGGCAACUACAACGGCUUGGGCACGCGCUGCCGCAAUUCCCACCGUGCUCUCCGCGCCGUGAUUGCCGCGCUUCCUGCGUGGUGGCGCCUGAUGCAGUGCCUUCGCCGCUUCCGCGACACGCGCAAGUACCAUCACAUCCACAACGCUCUCAAGUACACCUCCUCCAUCGUCGUCGUCACCUUCAGCACCCUGGCGGGUGUCGCCAAGGACAAUGGGCAGCUGGUUGGCGAGUCCCCCACAGGCACAGCGCUUUUCGUCAUGUGGAUCCUCGCAUGCCUCGUCAACACCUGCUAUGCGACAUUCUGGGAUUUAAAACAGGACUGGGGCUUGUUUGCGAAGAACGCCAAGCACAUGUGGCUUCGCCGCGACAUGCUGUACCCGGUGCCCAUCUACUACCUGGCGAUGGUGAACGACGUUGUGUUUCGGCUGUCGUGGACGCUGAGCAUCAGCGUGGGGUACUUUGACCUGUUUUUCAGCGACGGGCUGGUGGCGCUGCUCUCGUUUUUCGAGAUGUGGCGGCGGUUUGUGUGGAACUUCUUCCGCGUUGAGAACGAGCACCUGAACAACUGCGGCGAGUUCCGUGCUGUGCGGCGCAUCCCCAUGCCCUUUGAGUACGCGCCUGCGGAGAGUGGGCAGUAUCUUGUUGACGAGGAGCGUGACGAGGAGGAGGACGAGGACGAGGAAGGCGACCACAACCACGCAGCGGAAAAGCAGACGAGCGGGAACGGCAACGGUCAUGUGAAUGGUGCUGUAAACGGCAAUGGUGGUGGUGAUGGUGAUGGUGAUGGUGAGGACAUCGACUUGCAAGCGGUGAUUGAUCUUGAGCGACAAUCACUGCACGAGAGUGUUGAGGGCAUGCAAGCUGUGGUGCCUUCGAAGUUCCGUGGUAAGCGGCCAAAGAGAAGGAAGUCUCGAUGGCGGGGUGGACCCCGCGAGACGCGCGGGCGGUCGAGUGGUGCGCAAGGGGAGCACGUGAACAGCAACACCACCAGCCACGGUUACAGCGACAACGAGAGCUUCACAGAGAGUGUGUUUGCGAGUGGGACAGCGAGCAAUACGGACGACUACGAGCAGCGCAGCCAGCAGCCCAGACGCAGCCUGCGAGCCUCUGUUUGCACCAACAACAAGGUGCACCCAGCCAAGCUGCACCCAAGUGUUACCACUUCGCCUAGAGACAGCCACCCACAAGACAAGCAAUCGGAUGUGUAG
Molecule: messenger RNA, 2580 nt
Organism: Salpingoeca rosetta
Lineage: Eukaryota; Choanoflagellata; Craspedida; Salpingoecidae
Product: xenotropic and polytropic murine leukemia virus receptor xpr1
Exons: 2
Coding region: 1-2580 (859 amino acids)
Biological process (GO): cellular response to phosphate starvation; phosphate ion transport
Cellular component (GO): Golgi apparatus; plasma membrane; cytoplasm
Molecular function (GO): inositol hexakisphosphate binding
Source: RefSeq, a predicted model, not a curated record